Drosophila innubila is the source of this 4150-nucleotide messenger RNA. It is a transcript of the gene Tgi, whose product is annotated as extensin. The transcript is spliced from 3 exons. Gene Ontology annotation, biological process: negative regulation of DNA-templated transcription. NCBI's taxonomy places the organism in Eukaryota, Metazoa, Arthropoda, Insecta, Diptera, Drosophilidae. The record is from RefSeq and is a predicted model, not a curated record. Bases 1932 to 3698 code for a protein of 588 amino acids. Gene Ontology annotation, molecular function: transcription coactivator binding.
AUAAUUAUGUCUGUGUGAGUGUGUGUAUGUAAAAGUAAUAAUGAGCUUCAUGCAAUGACCGGGCCCAAAAUCGCCCACGCCAUGUGUUGGGGCAGCAUCGUCCAACCUCUACUCUGCCUCCAAAUACAACUUCAACUGCGACUUGGGCCCAACCCAAUGGCCACGCCAACGCCAACGUUAAAGUCAACGUCAGUAACUGCGACUGCAACAGCGACUGCGACUGCAACAGCCAAAAAAUGCAUCAGAGGAAGCGAGCCCUCGACAUCGAAUGUGGGUAAUUCUCAAUUGCUGGCAUUUCGUUACCCUUUUUGGUCAAUUUUCUUCGCGUCUUGGGCUUAAAGGAAGUGGGCAGGGUGCGGCAGGUCUGGCAUUGCCAUCCUGGAGAUAAGCUGCACUUACUUCUUUACUCGGUGGGAUCGCAUGAUGCUUUGCUGUUGUUGUUUUCAAUUACAAAAUCACCAAAACUAAACGAAAUCUAAAGAAAGCAGCUAGCGAGACAAUAAAUGCAAACCGUCAACAUCCAAGACGGAAAUUGGUAAGUAAAGAAAUAUAAAAAAAAUAAAGAAAACAACAACAACAACAAAAACAAUACGAGUGCCAACUGUCGCAAGUGCAAAUGGCUUUUAAGGCCAGAAGUCUACACGAGAGAGCGUUGAGCGGAGAGACGAUGCGUCGUCAAAGCCACAGAUUGCAAAAAUCAAAAACAAAGCAAAAAACAAAAAAAAAGAAUACAAAAACAACAACAACGUUGUCCCGUGGGCAACUUUUAGCGAGCGAGCGCGAAUUGAGCGACGAUGACGAAGUCGUCGCCGAAGCCAAAGCCGAAGCUAAAGCUUUGGGAGCCCGAAAGCACACAGUCUUCAAGUUGCAGUCGCUGUCGCUGUCUGGCGAUCAGUUCAAGUUUGUCCGUCGAGCCAUACAGAGCUAAGCGCGAGGCAGAGGCAGACGCAGUCGCAGAGCCAAAGCUGCGAGUACAGUACAAAGACAAAAAAGAAGACAAAGUCGAAGAAUAAGCAAAAGAAUAAGAGGAAGAAGCAGCAGUUGUAGUUGUAGCUGAGUUGUAGUAUUAGUUGACUAAGAAGAAGCGAACAAAAUCUGAAGCUCAAGCUAAAGCUAAAGAAUAUAUGAAACUGAAUCCACACACAUUCAUCGUAAACGUAUUUCGUAUCGCAGUCGUAUCGUUACCUGAAAGCUGAAAGCGAAACUGCCGCUCAAGUUCAGCGAGCGAAUCAACGUCGCUGUCGCAGUCGCUGCCUCAGUCGCUGCCGCCGUUGUCUCCGUCGAUUUCUAUGCAAAUUAUUACUCAGAAAAAAUAUAUAAAAAGUGUGCUAUUUUUAUUUCGCUAAAUGUCGACUUGAAGCGCCGCGCCGACGUUGCUGCUGCAGUGGCAGAAACUGUGACGGGAACGGGAAUCGGAAUCGGAAUUGGGAUUGGGAUUGUAACCCGAGACCAAGUCGCUCUCCACGACAAACAGACUGUAUCUGAAUCUAUAGCAGCGUCUGUUGCUGUCUACGUGUGUGUUUGUGUGUGUGUGUAUCUGAAGCGGCGCAGAGCGCAAAAAGUAAUCAUAAACUAAAGCAACAAUAAAGCAAGCGAAAACGUGUAAAGAAAAAAGUAAGCAGCGCUAAAAGUCACUCAUAAAAAAUAAUACAAAAUAAAAACAAAACAAAGAGAAAAAAACUACUGCCGCUUGCCGUCGAUCGACAAGCGACAACAGAAGACAAACGUCGCUCGUCAGUGAUAUCAGCUCAAGGCUCAAAGCUGCUCCGAUCGGAGUCAAGUUGCGGGUGAUAGUGAUUGUGACUGUGACUGCAACUGUGCCCAGGAUAUCAAGUGGAACUCAAAGUGAUUCCUCACUGUGAUCAGCUUUGCUCAAAUCUAAACAAAAUUGAAUAAUCCAAUUAAUUAAAUAAAUAAACAACGCGAUAGCUAUGGAAUAUCUGUGCAUAUUGAAUGCCUUUGAGCAGAAAUAUUAUAAUCGCAUUGAGGAAAUCAAGCGACUGGCCGCCGUCUCCCAGCAGCAGCAGUCAACAUCGUCUGGUGCAUCCGUUCCCGCCUCCUCCUCUUCCUCCGUGUCCGCGUCGGUCUCCGGCAGCGCUUCAGCUGCUUCCUCGACGGCCAGCUCGCCCACGGCAGUGGCCAAGGAAGUUGCCGUUGCUGCUCGACAUUUUCCGACUUCUUACGCAGAAUGCAAUGCCGCUCUCGCGGCAAUGCAGCAACAGAUCCAGCAGAGACUCGCUGCCUCAGCCUAUCAGCAGCAGGGCCAUGCUGAGUUUCCUGCCCAGUCGCCCCUCUUUUAUCAGCAGCACCACCAGCAGCAGCAGCUCCAACAACAACAAAAUCAACAACAACAUCAUCAGCAGCAACAUCAACAGCUGCCUGGAACUGUUCACCAACAGGCUGGAACGGGAUCGUCUCAGCUUCAACAGAACAACUCGAAUAUGGCCAACAGUUUGUUGUGGCAGCCUUGGAGGGAUCUUCAACAGGCAGCGGCCAUGCAUCAUCAGCUCAUCAAACAACAACAAAAACAACAACAACAACAACAGCAAUUGCAUAAAGAAACGCGCCUGACGUCAAAAGAGCUGCCAACCACCAAGUGGCGUCGCGAACGCCGCCAGCGAGCCGCCGCCGUCGAGUAUCAAGUUCAUGAUGCAGGCAGUGGUGACAGAGAUCGGGAGCGGGAGCGCGAGAGGGAGAGGACACCCGACAUGGACAGUCCCAUUGACAUGUCAGUGACGUCUAGCACUGUGAAGCAUCAGCGUGCAUCACCUCCACCGCCGUACCGCGAGCCACUGGCGGGAGCGGGAAGCCAUUGCUAUGCAGCCAGCCGACCCAGCGUCAUCACCCAAGCGCCACCGAAGCGGGAGCAGCUGGAGCACCUACACUCUCACUCCCACUCGCACUCCAGUCGCGAGCUUGAAAAUCGCAGUACGGAGUCCGAUUCCAUUUGUGACAUCGAUGAGCAUUUUCGGCGCUCCCUCGGACCGGACUAUGCAGCGCUGCUCAAGUCGCCAACACCCAGUUCGCCCACACCGUCGCCACAGCCGCAAUCCAUACAAGCGCCAUCGCAUCCGCAGCCUGUGGCGGGUAACGGAGUACCCAUGCAGCAGAUCUCUCCACUUGGGUAUCGGCAGCAGCCAACCACUUACCAGCAACAUCACUCGCCCUUGUCGCUGCCACUUCCACUUGCGUUGCCGUUGCCGUUGCCCAUGUCCAAAAUGGGCUUGCCCACCAUGCACUCUCCAACAUUGCAUUCGGCACCGGUGUCACCGCAACAUGAACUGCCACCACCCCAGGAGGAACCGCUGUCUUUGUCUCCGUCACCAGUUCGAGCAGCAUCCGCUUCGCCGCCUUCUCCGCCGACAACAGGCGUCAGCCAAAUAUUGGAUAUGCCGGUAACCAAGAGAGAAAGAGCCCUGGACACGCCUCAUCAUACUCCUCCCAGAUAUAAUACGCCACCACCAGCCUACGGCAGUGGGCUAGCGUCAACGCCAACGCCGCCCACCAUGCCAGCUAUUAUACGGGUGAAAGCCGAGCCGGGACUAGCCGCUGCAUCAUCGACGCAUACACCGCCUGCCUCGCCCACCUCUUCCACGAACAUUUCAAUAUUCACCAAGACUGACGCCUCUGUAGAUGACCACUUUGCCAAGGCAUUGGGCGACACUUGGAAAAAGUUGCAGGGCCAGGGUAAGGAGUAGGCAUGCAGUCAGAAUGCUGAGGAAAUGCGAAGACCAACUCAAAAGCUGUUUUUAUUUCAAACUACACAAUUUAUGUUUAAAGAUCUCAUUACGAUGUGAAAAUUUUUCAAUUGCGAGUGUAUUACAAGUUUCUUAUAAUGAUUUUAUUAUUGAUUAUUAUGUGGAUGUGGAAAAGCGUAUACGUACAAGUGACAAAAUUGGUAUUCUUAAUGCAUAGUUGCAUAGAUAGACUAAUCCUUAAAAUAUAUAUUUAUAUGUAAAAAUAUAUUUACCUACAAAUAUUGAUUUCAUAAUUCUAAAUUAUGAACUUAUUGUAAGCUUACGAUUACCCAAAUGAAUCCUAUAAAAAUUAAAUUUAGCGAGUGAUAAACAAACACACACAGAACUCUCUAAUAUGCACUCUAUUACCAAUUAAGACAAAAUCCUACAAUAAAAAUAUAAAGAAAAAUUAA